AUGAUUCGUGGCGAAAUAGUUCAGUGGCACACUGGUCAACAGGAUGCUGACGAUGAUGCGCAUGACAGCGUCGACCUCAGCACCGAGGAGGAAGAAGAGUAUGCACCGCUGAUUGACAGUGUAGAGACAAAGAAGAUACGCCGUUACGUUUCUAAUGUGCGCAGGGAAGACACAAUAACGAUAACAUGGAAUAAUGUAAAUGUAUAUGCACCUAAACCGAAAAAGAGGUUUUGUAAACGGGGAGAUGGUGACCUGGAAUUGUCCAGAUCAACGCAAAUAUUGAAUGAAGUAUCCGGCUACGCGGAUUCCGGGAGCAUAUUGGGAAUUAUUGGAACGAGCGGUGCUGGAAAAUCUACUUUGAUGAACGUCUUAACUUCCCGUAACCGUGGUGAUCUGAUCAUAGAGGGCGAUAUUCAGAUAAAUGGUCGCCCAUUCACGAGCGCCCUCACUGGUCUCAUGGCGUAUGUACAGCAGGAUGAUUUGUUUAUUCCUUCUCUGACUGUCAAAGAACAUCUCCAGUUUCAGGCUUUGCUCAGAAUGGAUGCGGACAUAGCAAAAAAGUCAAGAAUGGAAAGAGUAGAUGACGUUUUAUCACAGAUGGGUCUGCUAGAGUGUUCUAAUCACAUAAUUGGCGACAAGGCUCAAACUAUGGGCAUUUCUGGAGGGCAAGCAAAGAGAUUAUCAGUAGCAGCAGAGAUACUCAGCAUUGUUAUAGGUCUUAUAUUUCUACAACUAGAUUACAACCAAACCAGUAUACAAAAUAUCACCGGAUGUCUGUUUUUUGUCAUGGCGGCUGUUAGUAACGAUUCCUUCUUUCCUGUCGUCCAGCUAGUGCCUAAAGAAUGGCCUAUUGUUCUCCGUGAACAUUUCAACGGGAUGUAUCGAAUUGAUGUCUAUUUCAUUGCGAAAUGGAUGACUGAGCUUCCAAUCUGUAUAGUUUUACCAAUAAUUUAUACAAGUGUGAUUUACUGGAUGGUGGGAUUUAACCCGAUGAUAGAAAGAUAUUUUAUAUGUCUAGGCAUAAUGUUGAUUGUCACCAACACGGGUGUGUCUAUAGGUUACUUGGUAUCUUCAAUUAGCCCUUCGGUUACCAUAGCAACGCAGUUGGGGUCAAUGUUGUUGAUUUUCUUUGUUUUAUUCGGUGGAUUUUUCCUUAGUAUUGAUAUGAUUCCGAACUACUUUAUAUGGUUGAGGUACUUAUCACAUUAUACCUUUGCGUUUGAGGCACUAUGUAUAAACCAGUGGUAUGGCUUUGAAGGCUUAGAGUGUAAUAAUGCUACUCAGCUUGUUGAUAGGUGCAUAACUUCAGGUGAUCAAGUGUUAGAGUUAUAUAGCUUUGUACCAGAUAACUUCAACAUCAACAUAACAAGUCUGUUCCUGUUGAUGAUUGGAUAUAGACUGGUUGCAUUUAUUAUACUUCUACUGAGGUCUCGACGUCAUAAUUAAUUCAGUGCAUGUGGAAUUUUGUCCCAUUACCUUCGAUUGGACUCGUUCGCAGAACGAACGAGACUGGAGUCACUGUGUGUAAAGACCGCGUGGUACUGAAACAUGUAAACCUAUUAUUAAUUCUUAUUUUAAUAAAAACAAAUGACAACUA
Molecule: messenger RNA, 1597 nt
Organism: Saccoglossus kowalevskii
Lineage: Eukaryota; Metazoa; Hemichordata; Enteropneusta; Harrimaniidae
Product: protein white-like
Biological process (GO): transmembrane transport
Cellular component (GO): plasma membrane
Molecular function (GO): ABC-type transporter activity
Source: RefSeq, a predicted model, not a curated record